This is a messenger RNA of Clunio marinus, 2593 nucleotides long. The record is from the annotation of a GenBank genome assembly. NCBI's taxonomy places the organism in Eukaryota, Metazoa, Arthropoda, Insecta, Diptera, Chironomidae.
UCUGGUUUCAUAUAUUUUAAUAAAUUAUUUAAUCCUUUGGAAUGCUUAACAUUCCUUAAAGCAUAAAUACUUAAAAUCAGUGAAUAACGUGACUAAGAAGCUAUAAUGGGUUAUUACAGCAAACAAAUAGAGGAUUAUGAAUUUGGUGAACAGCUUGGAAAAGGUGGCUUUGCCACUGUCUUUAAGGCAAGAUGCUUGACAAAUUAUCAAGAUGUUGCCAUAAAAAUGAUUGAUAAAACACUCGCAACUGAGAAGCAAAUGUGGAAUCGUGUAUGUGAAGAAGUACAAAUCCACAGUAUUCUCAAUCAUUCAUCAAUUCUUGAGCUUUAUACACAUAUUGAGGAUAGUGAAUAUGUUUACUUAGUGCUUGAGUUGGCUCAUAAUGGAACUUUACAUAAAUAUUUUUCUGACAAAACACCAAAUGAAUUUGAGGCUGCAACAAUAUUAACUCAAGUCGUAGAUGGAGUGAAGUAUCUUCAUUCCAAAAAUAUCAUGCAUCGAGAUUUAUCGAUGUCAAAUCUUUUACUUACUGCAUCGAUGCAUGUUAAGAUCGCCGAUUUUGGACUUGCAACUCGCCUCAAUGAUUACAUGGGAAAUAAACACACGACACUUUGUGGUACACCCAAUUAUAUCUCACCAGAAGUAGCGUCCAGAUCUGAUCAUGGAUUAGCUACUGAUAUCUGGGGACUGGGAUGUUUAUUGUACACACUUGUAGUGGGACGUCCACCAUUUGACACAAACGCUGUAAAAGCAACAUUGACACAGGUGGUUAUUAGAGAUUAUGAUCCAAUUCCUGGUCACAUCUCACCUGAGGCUUGCGAUCUCAUUAAGAAAAUGUUGUGCAAAAUCCCACAUGAACGUAUUCGACUUGAUGAAAUUGAUGAUCAUCCUUUCAUAAAGAGACAUUGCCAAGUGAAUCGAAUGAUUCCAAUUGACAGCGGAAUUGCAACUUUAUCGUCAUCGAGUAAAACAACAAGAUCACGAUCAGAGGAAAGAUCUUUGAAGCAACAUAAUCGAAUAACAGGAAUUUCUGUUUCUUCUGCAUCUUUGUAUCGAGGCACAAGUCAAAUGAACAUUAAUCAACAACAUCAAAUUAAUUCUUAUCAUAGUUAUCAACGAUCAAUUGCUCAAUAUAAUUCACCACAACAAGUUAUAAAAGUAAUUGAAGUUCCGCCAUUAAGCACAAUUCGCCUUCAACCAACACGACACAAGACCAAAAGUGUAAUCUUAAGCAUCAUCGAAGAUCCAAUUGGCGAAGUUGUUCUUGAAUUUUUGAAGUAUAAAUCAAAGUAUGGCGAGGAACGAAUUUUUGACGUUUGUAGGAUUUCGAGUGAUGGUUUAAGAAUAGUUUUGUAUCAACCAAAUAACGGGAAAGGAGUAAAAAUUCAAGAUCGUCCACCUGAACUUCCAACAAUCGGCGCGGAUCAAAUUUAUAGCUACGAAAAUUUACCAGAAAAGCAUUGGAGGAAGUACAUGUAUGCCCAUCGCUUUAUUCAAAUGGUUCGAGCAAAAACACCGAAGAUAACAUUUUAUAGUAACUUAGCUAAGUGUCAACUUAUGGAAACUCUCGAAGAUUUCGAGAUGUUCUUAUACAAAGGUGGAAAAGUAACAAAAAAUGUAUCAUCGAGUGAUUUUCAAUUACAAUUGGAAUCGAAUUCGAAAAUAUUCACAAGAGAACAAGAAAUUGUUCAACAUGCUCAUCAAUGCUUUCAACAUUGUCUGAAAGUUGAAGAAACGAUGUCAUUGAUGUCACUUGAAUUUCCAUGCUUUCCCAUCAUCAUCGGCCGUCGACCAGCUGAACAAGAAAGUCCCAAAGAAAUUUACACGAACAACACUUUCAACAAUUACAUUUCCAGCUCACAAACUCCUUUGAGAACACCCAACAUAAAUAUGCCAUCAUUCUCAAUUGAUCAUACGCCAUCACCACCUGUCAAACACACACCUUUAGGGUUGCACAAUCCACGAAUCAUUGCACAAGAAACUUCGCCAUUAAAUGUACAAGAGAAGACGGUCAUCAUUCCAGGAGUUGGAAAUGUCGUUCAGAUGUUUGAUGGCACAGUUGAAAUUCAAUAUCUCGAUGGAUCUCUUAUUACUGUUCUCACUCCCGAGCGUGGAAGUGGAUUCUUCUAUUCAUCAUCGACAUCGUCAGGAAACAAAAAUACUCAACCAAUUCACUUCAAUGGUAUUAAUGAUCUGAAUACGAUGCCUAAAAUUGUUCACGAGAAAUUCAAACAACUACCUCAUGUUCUUCAACAAUUGAAAAACCGUUUCGGUGGAAUGACGACAUCAACGCCUAUUCAAAAUCCUGUUCUGUUGUCCAAUCGUUUCAAUCAAAUGAAAUUUAUUCGAUGAAAAAAAUUCCUUUAUGCACUUCUCGCUCUCUCGUUAGAUUUGUACAAUAAUUCUGUCGAGUCUUCUCAUUUAAGAAUUCAUACUAAAAUUUAUAUCUUUUAUUUUAAUUAUAUUUUAAAUUUAGAUAAAAAUUUAUGUCAACUCAAUUCAGAGAUGCAUUCAAAUAUUUUGUGGAUUGCUAUUUUUAAAAGAAAAAUAAAAGAAAAAUAUUGAUUUGAGUUCAUUGUUGUUAUGUCGUCAA